Messenger RNA from Petromyzon marinus (sea lamprey), 2892 nucleotides. Its product is annotated as olfactory receptor 4K2-like. Gene Ontology annotation, biological process: G protein-coupled receptor signaling pathway; detection of chemical stimulus involved in sensory perception of smell. The record is from RefSeq and is a predicted model, not a curated record. Gene Ontology annotation, molecular function: olfactory receptor activity; G protein-coupled receptor activity; odorant binding. Gene Ontology annotation, cellular component: membrane. Lineage: Eukaryota; Metazoa; Chordata; Hyperoartia; Petromyzontiformes; Petromyzontidae.
UCAAGAGCCGAAUGGCUCACAGGACUAUAUAACAUAAAUUAAACUGAAACAAUUUGAAGCCCCGUAUCCUGUGCAGGUGCUCAUAUUCAGCCUGUGCCUUGCAAUGUACCUAACUAUAACUGCAGCCAAUCUGCUGGUGCUCGUGACGGUGGCGGUGUCCACAGACUUACACAAGCCCAUGCACAAAUUUCUGUGCAAUCUUGUGAUUGGCGACAUCAUUGGCAGCAUAGGUGGCUUGCCCAAGCAACUGCAGGUCCUCCUGACGGGCAACAGAGAGAUCCUGUUCAUUCCAUGUGUCACACAGACGUUCACACUUCACAUAUUCGCCAUAAAUGAGAUUUUAACAUUGGCUAUGAUGUCCGUUGAUUGCUACCUGGCCAUCUGCUACCCAUUGCACUACCACACCAAUGUUACUGCAAAGAGAUCCAUUUUCAUCGCAUUACUGUCCUGGCUGAUUUCAAUCAUUUCAGUAAGCAUUCAAGCCACAUUUAUCCUUUCAAUUACAUUAAAGGAAAAUAACAGGGAAAUCCAGGGCAUAGUCUGUGAUAACGUGGGCAUUGUAAGUUCAGCCGCCAAUGACACCAGCGAAAUAGAGGCGUAUGCAAAAUCCAAGAUUUUCGUAACCGUUGGCUUUCCUUUCUGUGUCAUUGCGUACACCUACAUUCAGGUUCUUAUCGAGUGCAAGAAUUCGACCUCCGAGUUCAGGAGCAAAGCUCUGCACACAUUCGGCACGCAUUUCAUGGCGCUCGCCAUCUUUUUCACGGCGCUUUUCUUAGACAUCCUUUUGCCGCGCUUUGUGAAGGAUGCCGACAGCGAGGGCGUGAGAAACUUGAGAUCCUCAGUUCAGUUGGUGUUCUUGCUCAGGCCGGUUGCGAACAUAUUAAUUUACUGCCUCCGCACGACUGAGCUGAGACUCGCAAUUAGUAAGCACUUCAAGAAGAUCUCGCUUCAUGUGCAUUCCUGUAAAACCAUCAAAUCUCGCCUUUCAGGUCAUUGUUGAACGAAUUUUAAGAUUUUAACCAUUUAAAAGUCGUAUACAUUUUAUAAUAUAGCCUGUUAAAGUCAUAAUAAUUACAACUGGGGGCCUCCAUUCUCACGUAGAGUAUCUUGCUGUACAUCCAUCACAAUGCUACUUUAAGAUCUUCUCUACACUCUCAUAGGCCUCCACUAGACACUAUUAACAUGAAUGUAUCAAGAUGUAUAUUGGUUGAGACGAUAAUGUUGGAUUCCAAGAUACAUAGCCUGUGAAUUACUGGACGCAAUCCUUAGAGUUUCUGUAACUAUAUUUGGUACUCGUAAGUUAGCUUCUAUGAUUUCAGUUCGUGUCGGGGUCACAAAUUAUUUGGUUUGCAGAUGAUGCGAAUCAUAUAUUAUUUAGUUCAUGGUAUAAGCAUAGGCUCGACUAUAAUUAUGGAAAAUUUUAACUUUUUAGCCAACGCUGCUGUCGUGUGCGCCGUUGAUGUUGCUGUUGACGUUUUCCCAGUUCGCCGAGCGACGCGAUUCUGCUCAUGCGCACCAGAUUUAGCAGCGUUAAAAGCAAACUGGAAAAACGGCCUUCAGUCAUUAAUGUCACUAUGCAUGGAUUUGUGUCACGAACAUCUAUGAAAACUACUGGACAUCUAAGAAAAAGAGCUUUAUAACUCAUUGGAUUCCUCCAGUAAAAAUGAAUAUUAUUCUGUCGUUAAUGAAGAACCAGGAUGGAGCGGAGGCACGGUUGUGAUUGUAACUCUGCUCGGAGCCCAGUAACCCGACUUUGAUUCCUGGCCACGACUAACAUCAGUGGCGAGAGAUAUUUGAACCAGUCCUUCCCCCACCGCCCAAUUUCACGAACGCACACUGAUCAUCGUGAUGAAUUGGAUGUCAUACGUAACGUAAAUUAAUAGCGUCGCUGUGGUGAAAAUUAUUCACGUAAUAAAAUAAAUAAGCAGACGAUGUGCCCCUUUCACAUGUGUCCCCACCCGGCAGUUCACCUGCAUUGAUCCAAGGAAGCCUGACUGUUGAUGAGACACUGAAUGUCUAAACCGGUCCAGAGUUUGCUUUGUGUUGAACAACUGCUGCCGAAAUUACACACUCGCACAAGAACUCGCGGUGGAUGGCAUUUGUAAAAAAAUGCUUUCACUUUUUGCUGUUGUUGUUGUGGAGGGACAUCUGUAAUGGCAGCGUAUUGUCCGCUUGUUUAUUUUGCACCUUAUAUUCUCCACGACGCUCAUUGAUUAGUGUGCAUUACUUUUCUUAGCAGUCAGAAUUGUGUCUUAAACUUGCGAAGGUUUUACAGUUCUUCAACCCUAACCUGUAUUCAAAUACAUUUUGUGAUGUCAUUUAAACAACUCGGCAACAUCUUCAUAACCCGGCACAAGCAAAAAAAAACCUUUAAAAAAAUGACUAAUGAAUCCCAUUCUCUCUUUCUCCCCUGAAAGCAAACAUGUUUAUGCCUCGGAAACUCAACACUGGACAUUCAUUCCUAAGUGCUUGCAAGUGUUUUUUUUUCUUUACAGUUCCUGAGCACAGAUUAAAUGGCCCAAAAAGUUGACCGCCAAGCAACAAAAUAGAUAUGAGUGAACACUUUUCUUGAAUAUUUGGAAAUUGCAUAUUAUCGCUGUAGUCGCGUUUAUUUUUUCUCCGGGUCCUCCGGUUUGUUCCUCAACCUUUAGAAACAUGCAUUGAGAUAAUUUAGAAUAUUUUGCUGCUAUAAAUGUCAGAAUUGUGGGCUACUUUGUUGAGCUAUCAUUUGUGACCAGGUCGCUUCGGAUAUAUAAGUUAAUGUCAGUGGGAUUUGCCUGGUAGGAUGGGGAUGGUUUAGUUUUAUUUGUAUGUGUUUGUGUGAUUUUUACCUUGUACUUUGCACUCCUAUUAUGUUUUUUUCUAUUGUUGUAACAUUCUUACCUGCCUCUA